Messenger RNA from Rhea pennata, 2563 nucleotides. Its product is annotated as ubiquitin-like modifier-activating enzyme 1. Lineage: Eukaryota; Metazoa; Chordata; Aves; Rheiformes; Rheidae. Gene Ontology annotation, molecular function: ubiquitin activating enzyme activity. The record is from RefSeq and is a predicted model, not a curated record. Gene Ontology annotation, cellular component: cytoplasm; nucleus. Gene Ontology annotation, biological process: protein ubiquitination; ubiquitin-dependent protein catabolic process; DNA damage response.
CCAUCUUGUCGCGGAGGAGCCGAGCGGAGCGGAGCGGAGCGGAGCGGGCGGGACCCGGCGGCGGGGCCUGGGCAGCCUCAUUGAUGUCCAGCUCCCCGCUGUCGAAGAAGCGCCGCGUGUCCGGGUCCGAGCCGCCGACGGGCUCCAACCGCGCCGCCGUCCCCAGCGUCCCGCCCGCGUCACCCAGCGCCACCCCCGCCAACGGCAUGGCGAAGAACGGGGGCGAAACCGAGAUCGAUGAGGGUCUCUACUCCCGCCAGCUGUACGUGCUGGGCCACGAGGCGAUGAAGCGGAUGCAGACGUCGAACGUGCUGGUGUCGGGGCUGCGGGGCCUCGGCGUCGAGAUCGCCAAGAACCUCGUGCUGGGGGGGGUCAAGUCCGUGACCCUGCACGACCCCCAGCCCGCCGCCUGGGCCGACCUCUCCUCCCAGUUCUACCUGCGGGAGGAGGACGUGGGCCGGGGCCGGGCGGAGGCGACGCUGCCCCGACUCGCCGAGCUCAACUCGUACGUGGCCGUCAGCAGCACCGAGGAGCCGCUCUCCGAGGAGCUCCUCGCCCCCUUCCAGGUGGUGGUGCUGACGAACUCGCCGCUGGAGGAGCAGCUCUGGGUGGGCGACUUCUGCCACAGCCGCGGCAUCAAGCUGGUGGUGGCCGACACGCGGGGGCUCUUCGGGCAGCUGUUCUGUGACUUCGGGGACGACAUGGUGGUGACGGACACCAACGGGGAACAGCCGCUCAGCGCCAUGGUCUCCAUGGUGACCAAGGGCUGCCCGGGCGAGGUGACGUGCCUGGACGAGGCCCGACACGGUUUCGAGAGCGGCGACUUCGUCACCUUCGCCGAGGUCGAGGGCAUGGAGGAGCUGAACCGCUGCGGCCCCGUGGAGAUCCGCGUGCUGGGUCCCUACACCUUCAGCAUCGGCGACACCAGCAGCUUCGGAGACUACGAGCGGGGGGGGGUCGUCACCCAGGUCAAGAUGCCCAAACACGUCAGCUUCAAGCGGCUGCGGGAGUCGCUGGCGGAGCCGGCGCUGCUCGUGACGGACUUCGGCAAGGCCGAGCGCCCGGCGGCGCUGCACCGGGGCUGGCAGGCGCUACACGCCUUCCUGCGGCGCCACGGGCGGCCCCCCCGGCCCCGCCACCAGGGCGACGCGGCCGAGGUGCUGGCGCUGCUCCGGGAGCUCUUCCCCGAGGCGCCGGCGGACGAGGAGCUCGUGCGGGAGCUGGCGCUGCAGGCGAGCGGCGACCUGGCGCCCGUCAACGCCUUCAUCGGCGGCCUCGCAGCCCAGGAGGUCAUGAAGGCGUGUUCGGGCAAGUUCAUGCCGGUGACGCAGUGGCUCUACUUCGACGCCCUCGAGUGCCUCCCCGAGGAGAACCGCGACGUGCUGCUCACCGAGGAGACCUGCCGGCCCCGCAACUGCCGCUACGACGGGCAGAUCGCCGUGUUCGGCGAGGAGCUGCAGGCCAAGCUCGGCGACCAGAAGUACUUCGUGGUGGGGGCGGGCGCCAUCGGCUGCGAGCUCCUCAAGAACUUUGCGCUGCUGGGGCUGGGCUGCGGCGCCGGCGGGCACCUCACCGUCGCCGACAUGGACACCGUCGAGAAGUCCAACCUCAACCGCCAGUUCCUCUUCCGGCCCUGGGACGUCACGAAGCUGAAGGCGGAGCGGGCGGCGGCGGCGGCGCGCGCCAUCAACGGGGCGCUGCGGGCGAGCGCGCGGGCCGAGCGCGUCGGCCCCGACACCGAGCGCCUCUACGACGACGACUUCUUCGAGGCGCUCGACGGCGUCGCCACCGCCCUCGACAACGUCGACGCCCGGCUGUACGUGGACCGGCGGUGCGUGUACUACCGGAAGCCGCUGCUGGAGUCGGGCACGCUGGGCACGAAGGGCAACGUGCAGGUGGUGAUCCCGUUCCUGAGCGAGUCGUACAGCUCGAGCCAGGACCCGCCCGAGAAGGCCAUCCCCAUCUGCACGCUGCGCAACUUCCCCAACGCCAUCGAGCACACGCUCCAGUGGGCGCGUGACGAGUUCGAGGGUCUCUUCAAGCAGCCGGCGGAGAACGUGAACCAAUACCUGACGGACCCGCGCUUCGUGGAGCGGACGCUGCGGCUGCCCGGCACGCAGCCGCUCGAGGUGCUCGAGGCGCUGCACCGCGGGCUCGUGGCCGAGCGGCCCCGCGACUGGCCCGACUGCGUGGCCUGGGCCUGCCGCCACUGGCACGCGCAGUACCGCAACAACAUCCGCCAGCUCCUGCACAACUUCCCGCCCGGGCAGAAGACCAACUCGGGGACCCUGUUCUGGUCGGGGCCCAAGCGCUGCCCCCAUCCGCUGACCUUCGACCCCGACAACCCGCUGCACCUGGACUACGUGGUGGCGGCGGCGAACCUGUACGCGCAGAGCUACGGCAUCGGGGGCUCGCGGGAGCGGGCGGCCGUGGGCGCCCUGCUGCGGCACGUGCGCGUGCCCGACUUCACGCCCCGCGCCGGCGUGCGCAUCCACGUCUCCGACCAGGAGCUGCAGAGCGCCAGCGCCGCCGUCGGUGCGCCCGCCCCGGCCGGCACCCAUGG